AUGAAGUAUGGAAGAAAAAUAAUUCAGUUGUUAUUACUUUUAUUGUUUCUAUGGGCUUUGCACAGAUGGUAUCAUUUCAGCACAAAGAAACUACAGCAGAUAUACCAGUGCCGGUCUGUGGAUACUCAGUCAAAAGAAUUAAAACUAUCAGACUGGUUUUCUCCCAGUGAAUCCAUGAACCUGACUACCACCAACUGGUCAGCUCCAGUUGUGUGGGAUGGCACUUUUGAUAAAGAAAUAUUGGAAAAGUAUUAUGAAAAACAUAAAAUUACUGUGGGAUUGACUGUAUUUGCUGUAGGAAAAUACAUUGACCACUAUUUGAAGAAAUUUAUGUUCUCUGCAGAUAAGUUUUUCAUGGUUGGCCAUAAAGUCAUAAUUUAUGUCCUGAUAGAUGACUUCUCCAGAAUGCCUUGGAUACAGUUGAGUCGCCUCCGUUCGAUCAAAGUGUUUGAAAUCAAGCGAGAGAAGCGAUGGCAAGAUAUCAGUAUGAUGCGCAUGAAGGCUAUCAGUGAACACGUUGAAGACCAUAUCCAAUAUGAAGUUGAUUUUCUCUUCUGCAUGGAUGUGGACCAAGUUUUCAUCAGGAAGUAUGGAUUGGAGACUCUAGGGGAGUCAGUAGCUCAGUUACACGCUUACUGGUACAAGGAAGACCCUACAGGAGUGCCAUAUGAAAGAAGUAAGUUAUCAGAAGCAUAUAUACUUUUUGGUACGGGAGAUUUUUAUUACCAUGCUGCUGUAUUUGGUGGCACGCCCAUUCAAGUUUUCAAUAUUGCCAGGGAGUGCUUAAAAGGAAUCAUGACCGACAAGAAAAAGAGCAUUGAAGCAGUCUGGCAUGAUGAAAGUCACUUAAACAAGUAUUUCUUUCUCCACAAACCCACUAAAGUCUUAUCACCGGAAUAUUGCUGGGCUUUUUCUAACGAUGUUCCUUUUAUUCACAACAUCAAACUCUACUGGGCUAAAAAGGAUUAUAAAAAUCUUAGGGUCACAGUGUAA
Enhydra lutris kenyoni (northern sea otter) is the source of this 993-nucleotide messenger RNA. RefSeq names its product N-acetyllactosaminide alpha-1,3-galactosyltransferase-like. The record is from RefSeq and is a predicted model, not a curated record. Gene Ontology annotation, molecular function: hexosyltransferase activity. Gene Ontology annotation, biological process: carbohydrate metabolic process. Lineage: Eukaryota; Metazoa; Chordata; Mammalia; Carnivora; Mustelidae. Gene Ontology annotation, cellular component: Golgi apparatus; vesicle; membrane.